This is a messenger RNA of Exophiala viscosa, 1632 nucleotides long. RefSeq lists its product as uncharacterized. The transcript has 5 exons. The coding region runs from base 158 to 1534 and encodes 458 amino acids. Gene Ontology annotation, biological process: DNA-templated transcription. Lineage: Eukaryota; Fungi; Ascomycota; Eurotiomycetes; Chaetothyriales; Herpotrichiellaceae. The record is from RefSeq and is a predicted model, not a curated record. Gene Ontology annotation, molecular function: DNA binding; zinc ion binding.
AAUUGCCCCGCGUGCCCCGCGUGCCCUCCGUAUCUACCCCUCGCCCGGAAUCGUGGAUGCAGAUUUCUUCCCCAGGUCGAUGCUUAUUCUCGUGCAACGUGCUCCUAUGACUAAACUGGCCUACCCUCGUUGACAGACUUGCGAGGCGUCCGUCGUGAUGGACGAUUUCGCUAUAGACCCCACGAGUUUACAAUAUGUCGAUCCAGAGGGCGGCAAUACUUUCCAGAUGCCUAAAAGCAAUCUGCCACGCAAACGCAGGCUCGACACUUUGUUCGAAGAAUCUGGUAUUGACAUGACAACCGCGCUCUCCUUGAUACCCCCGGAACUGGACAGCGAUAUUCACAGCCUGAGCGAAACGAGCUUGGGGACAUUGACAUUCCCUUUUAACCAUGACACCAUCUCCCAAAAUCCCUGGGGACCUCAACAACAUACCGUCGAUGCGCUGAUUGACGCUUGCAUGUCACCACUGGCACGAAUCAGGGACGACCUGGUCAAGCUUUACUUUGUUCACGUACACCCUGUGUGUCCAGUGGUGGACGAGUAUACUUUCACCACCUUGUAUCGCUUCGCCAAAAAUGACGUGGACCUGUUGACCUACGUGGAGCUGCCUCUUCUCCAGGCUAUGAUGUUCACUGCCCUGGCGCAUGUCAGCCAGGCUCAACUAGACCUUACACCAUACAAGUCAGUCCAUGGAGCACAAAAGGCCCAUUUUGACUUCGCCCGUGCCCUGUACCGCCUCCAGUUCUCCACCAAGCCGUACGUGCUGGCGCAAGUCACCAUCUUGCUCACAUUCUGGAGUCCUUGCGACACCGAGCUGCAAGUCAACAGUUUCUGGUUAGAUCGUGCAUAUUGUCAUGCUCGCGAAGCGGCGGUUUGGAAUGCACAGACCAGUGCUGGGACCCCAGGUGAUCGACGCGCCAUCCUCUGGUGGUGUUGUCUCAUCCGUGAUCGGAUGCUAGCCACUGGAAUGCGAAGGCCUCACCGCCUCCACCAGGUACAAAAUGUACGUGGCAUGCUGACAGAGGAGGACUUUGGCUUGGAAGCACUACUACCGAGCUAUUCCUCCCGAGAGUCGAAGAAGCGGAUGAUCUCCGUAUUUCUGGCGUCUUGCAGGUUGAGCGAGAUCCAGGCCGACAUGGCGGAAUAUCAAAGUCGCUUUCGUUUCACGCGACAGUGGGAAACGGCCACAAGCCCGGGCAUUUGCGAAGCCGAAGAGAUGCCCUCGGUCACAAAAUUCGAGACCAGGCUGAAAGAGUGGAAGCGUGUCUUCGAAGAGGAAUGUCAUUCGAAUGCAGUAAGCGCUGGCGACAAUGCGUACGGCAGCACCGUGUGCUUGGUACGUCUCAUCGCAAGUGGCUUGCUGCUCAUCCUAUAUCAACCCUAUUUGCAGUGGUGGUCAUCCGUGCCCUUCGAAGCUAAAAACUUGUGGGAAUUGUCACUCCGCAAACUGAAAGAAGGAACCCAACAGGUUGUUGCCAAUGUUCAUCAGCUCCUUGCAAUUGCGUCUUUGGAGGCAGUCCCUGCUUUUAUGUAAGUCACCCCAAAUCACCUUCCCAAACCCUACACCGUCAGGCUCCUAUGCUAAACAUGCCUGAUAAGAACUUCGUGGAUCACCCUGCCAACCGCUGUCUA